This is a messenger RNA of Hypanus sabinus (Atlantic stingray), 6690 nucleotides long. It is a transcript of the gene slc25a27, whose product is annotated as solute carrier family 25 member 27. NCBI's taxonomy places the organism in Eukaryota, Metazoa, Chordata, Chondrichthyes, Myliobatiformes, Dasyatidae. The record is from RefSeq and is a predicted model, not a curated record. The transcript has 9 exons. Gene Ontology annotation, biological process: transmembrane transport; response to cold. Bases 429 to 1382 code for a protein of 317 amino acids.
AGACACCUAAAACAUUUAAUGUGAGACUUAAUUUCCUUCUUGUCUUCUGUUCUCGAUCAAAUCUGCACUUUGUCGUUCAAAUAUUUGAACGCAAUGAGUUGUCCCUCGUUCAGCACGGUCAAUGCUCGCAGCCCUUUGCCGGUGAGUCGGUGCGAGCAGGCGCACUCUGAACGGACAUUCCCCUUCCCGUCUGCAUCGAGAACCGGGCAGUCGGCGGCUCCGCCACCGCCCCCGGUCCAGCGGCCUAGUUCCUCACGGCUCGAUCUCGCUCACUCUGACCGGCGCCUGUCUGCCGGCUGCAUUCUUAUUCGGACACGACGCGUAACCUUUUCCUUUGCGUCAGAAAAUACAUGCGCACCGCUGAUUAUCGUUUCUUUUUUUUUAAUGUUUGAUCCAUCGGAGUGUGCUCUCCGGGCUGACUCAGUGCGAUGAGCCGGCAGGGCGGUGGGCAACAGCCAGCCUGGGCCAGGCAUGCCCUGCCUGCUAAGUUUGUGCUGACGGCCUGCGCCGCCGCUGUGGCAGAGACAGUAACGUUUCCACUUGAUUUGACUAAAACAAGACUUCAGAUUCAAGGGGAAGCAGCUGAUCAAUUGCAUAAAACAUCGAAGCCUUACAGGGGAAUGAUACAGACAGCCUUUGGAAUAGUUAAAGAGGAGGGCCUGUUUAGGCUGUGGCAAGGUGUCACUCCUGCCAUCUACAGACAUAUAGUGUAUUCAGGUGUACGGAUGGUUGCAUACGAACAGCUUCGUGAUUCACUACUUAAGAAGAACGAUGAUGGCUACUUCCCUUUGUGGAAAGCUGUACUGGGAGGAAUGAUAUCUGGUGCCAUUGGACAAUUUUUUGCCAGCCCAACAGAUCUGGUGAAAGUUCAGAUGCAGAUGGAGGGGAGAAGGCGACUUGAAGGAAAGCCUCCAAGGAUCCAUGGAGUCUACCACGCUUUUGUCAAAAUUUUGUCCGAAGGUGGAAUUCGAGGAUUGUGGGCAGGUUGGAUACCAAAUGUGCAGAGAGCCGCCUUAGUCAGCCUGGGAGAUCUAACUACCUAUGACACAGUGAAACACUUCUUAUUACGAAACACAGCUCUGAAGGAUGGUAGCUUGUGCCACGCUUUAUCAAGCAUUUGUGCAGGACUAGUUGCUGCUACCAUGGGAACACCUGCAGAUGUCAUUAAAACCAGAAUAAUGAAUCAGACAAGAGACAAACAAGGAAGGGGCUUACUAUAUACGUCCACGUAUGAUUGUCUGAAGCAGACAAUAAAGAGAGAAGGAUUAUUGUCAUUAUAUAAAGGGUUUCUGCCAACUUGGGCAAGAAUGGCACCUUGGUCAUUGACAUUUUGGCUCACAUUUGAACAGAUCAGAAAAUUAACAGGCCUCAGUUCAUUUUGACGUCUACUAGAUCUAAUAUAACUUCUGUGAAGUUCCGCUUUGACAACUGUGAUGCUGGAGUGUAGGGAGAAAAAUGGAAAUAAAAUUGACUCUUUCACUUGCUCAUUGUGGGUAUCAAAAUGUUAUGGUUAGUACUAACUCUGCCCCCCAUAAAACAGAAAAUUCUGGAGAUACUUUGGUGUGUAAAUUUUAUCUACUCGAAUUCAAUAUAGUACAGCUUUAGAAAGUGAAAAGUAAAGAUCACUUUUUUAAAAAAAUAAUCUGGCUUCAGCUUAUAUUAAUAUUGUUUUGUGUUCCCAGAUACUGCAUUUCCAUUAAGUAUUACAGAUGAUGGAUUCCUGAACUUUUUUUUUAAAAGAGGUGGAAAUAUUCAGAGGUUUGGACAGAAGUUUACAAAUAUGAUACCUGAUCUGCAUCUUCACAGACACUGUUUCACCUGCUGAAUAUUUCUAAUAUUUUCUAUUAAAUGAAAUUGUUUGAGUCUACAGACAAGACCUUGUUGGUGGAUCAGAAUGCAAUUGUCACAAUCUAGAGGGAGGGUGAGUGAAGUGUUGGGAGAUCAUCAAAAGACAACACUAUCAUCAUGUACAUUUGUUUGCCUUACUGUCCAAUUUAUUAGUACAGUACAGUAAAACAAAUUUAUCUAUAUUCCAAAGCAAGUUAAAUUGUACAGCACAUACUUUCAAAUCAAAAGAAUUGGUAAUUUAGCUGGUGUUAGUCUUUAAGAAGGAUUACAAUUGGUUGUUGAUUUCUGACCAUUUACUCCUUGUAGUGGUUAGAAAAUUAAAGAAAAAUAAUUUUAUCUUCAGUCUGACCUUUGAUUUAAGAUUCUUGUAUUUACCCUGUUUCUUAGCCAGGUGUAUCUAUAGUUUGGCUGUAACCUCCAUAUUGUCCUAACAAUUGUCAGUGCUUCUCCUUUUAAUAAUGAAUAUUCUGCUAGAUUUUCAAAGAACACUAACUGGUGGUUCUUUGUGAGGUCUAAUGUCAUGUUCUUUAAGAUUUGCUGAUAUUUUCCUUCAUUGUUUUUAGGUUUGUGUCAUGCUAUUAAUUUUGAUGUUUACAAUUCCAGUUAUACAGAGUGCAAAAUUCUAGGCGCAGGGACAUAGCUAGGGUGCCUAAGACCUUUGCACAGUACUGUAUUUGUUGUUAACUUGAAGAGGAGAGCGAGUUUGUAAAUCUGGCGGGAGCAAAGUAUGUUGGGAAUGGUGAGGGUGGAGCACCAGGGCGGGAAUGGUGUGAGUGCAUACAGAAUUGAUGGAUCAUUACAGAAUGUCUUUUGGUGCUUCCUGCUCCUUCCCUUUUUACCAAAUAUGACUCCUUGUCCCCUUCCCACUCUCAGUCCACAAAAGAGACCCAUAUCAGAAUCAGGUUUAUCAUCACUCACGUAUGUCAUAUUUGUUUUUUUUUUGUGUGGCAGCAGUACAGUACAGUACUGUGCAAAAGUCUUAGGCUUCCUAGCUAUAUUUAUGUGCACAGUAUUAUAGAUGGAUGUUAAUUUUUUUAAGGCAACCUUUCCUUGAGGCAACCUUUCAUUUUCAUUUGGUUGGUUGGUUUUUUUAUAUUUUAUCAGUAUUGCACCCUCAUGUCACUAUUUAGUUUAAUCCAAAUAUGUACUAUUUUAAUAGGAUAAUCUUAUCAUAUGGCAUUCUGUAGUCUUCCACUUUCAAUCAUUCUUCUCUUUCUCGUGAGUACUAUUUUUUUCCUAGUUAAUAGCUACAUUGUUAGAUGGUAUCCACCUGAUGGUCUUUUCUUCAAAUCAAUUGCUAUAGUCCUUGGUGUUCUGCAGUGGUAUUUAAUACCAUUGUAACAAUAAUAAGGACUUGUAUUUUAAGGCACCUGUAACAUUCCUACGUGCUUCAUCACAACACUAUCCAAAAAAUUACAAUUUAAAGAUAUAAAUGCAGACCAUAACCAGGUUGAUCUAAGUCGAAGAGAAUUAUCUUAGGGAGCAUUUUAAAGGAGGAAAGUAUUUUCAAGGGAAAUGAUUUUGAUAAUCAAAUUGGCACCAGAGGUGAAGUGACUAAAUUCAGAGAUAAGGAUGAGAAUUUAAGGAACACAGGUAAUCUGAGUGGUUGAUAGGCUGGAUUAUGAAUAUAGGGAGAAAAUAGACCAUUAGAAGUAUGAAAACAAGGAUGUGAAUUCUAAAGUAAAUGUAAUGUUUUGGGAUGAGAUUCACUCAGCAAUAUCAAAUGCAAAGACUAGAACAGGUAUGAUUUAAUGGACUGACUGUUGUGUUUUAUUCUGCCGAGCAAGUCUUCCAGUUUUGCUUUUGUUAUUUUAUUGAACAUGAGGGUUAUUUUAUUAACCAGCAAUGACAGUGGACAGCUGCCUUGUUCAAUUGCUUGUUGAUCUGUGGUAGUAUUGAUUUGUAUUUAUCCUUGCUAACAAUCAAUGCAGAUGCACCUCAAGGAUGUGUACUUAGCCCACUGCUCUACUCUGUUUACACUCAAGACUGUGUGACUAGCUGCAGCUCAGAUAGGAUAUAUAAAUUCACCAGUGACACCACUGUUGUUGGCAGGAUCUCAGAUAGUGAUGAAGAACAUACAGAAGUGAAAUAGAUGGCUGCUUGAGUAGUGUCCCACUCAAUGUCAGCAAGAUCAAGGAAUUGAUUGGGGACAUUAGGAGAGGCAAGUUAGGAGAAUCAGCCCUCAUCGAGCAGACACCAUUGGGAAGGAUGAGCAGCUUCAACUUCCUGGGUAUCAGCAUUUCGUAGAAUGUGUCUUGAGCCCAGCCUACUGAUGCAAUCAUAAAAAAAGGCAUCCCAGUAGUUCCACUUGAUUUGGAGUUUGAGGAGGUUUGGAACAUCACCAAAGUCGCUUCCCACUUUCUGCAGAUGUGCAGUAGAGAGCAUUCUGACUUGUGGCAUCACUGUCCAGUAUGGUGCCUCCAAUGUGCAGGAUCGCAAGAGGCUGCAGAGGAUUGUAGACUCUGCCAUCUCCAUCAUGGGUGCAAUCCAAUCCACCGUCGAAGACAUCUUCAAAGGUCAGUGCCUCGAGAAUAUGGUGUUGUUAACAAAGUCACUCAGCAUCCAGGACAUGCUUUCCUCUCAUUACUACCGUCAAUAAAGGUACAGUAGCUUGAAGGCCCACACCAAACAACUUAGGAACAGAUUCUUCCCCUCUGCCAUCAAAUUUCUGAACAGUCCAUGAACCUGUGUACACUGCCUCGUUAUUCCUCUUUCACACUUAUUUUAACUUGUUGUAAGCUUAUGUCUUUCACUAUACUGCUUCUGGAAACCAAAGUUCACAAUCUAUGUAGUGAUACUAAACCUGAUUCUGGUUGUGGUUGUCUUUGACUAAAUGCUUUUCCAUGUUAUACAUGAGCCUUUUCAGAAGACUUUCCUUCAGUAUUGUGAAUCACUUUGUAUCCACAAAGCUAAAAGAUGCAUUUAUAUUCAGCAAGUAAGGUAUUUCUUGAUAAAAUUUGUCAAGCAUUUAAAUCUCAUUUCCCAUAUCUAGCCAACUCUUGCAAAUUAAAUAAACAUAUAUUUUUAAUUUGUCUUCAUUUACAAAUCCUGUGCAUUCAUGGUACCUGUAGUUCUUAAAUUUAAUAGCUGUGAUUUUGGUUUUAGUAGUUCAACUCAAUUGUAUAGCCAGUUCUUUGCAAAUGUUAGGCAAUUUCGUUUGCAUCUAUUCUGCAAUGAGCCAAGAGAGUUCCUGCAUUUGUCAAGUCAAGUCGCUUUUAUUGUCAUUUCAACCAUAACUGCUGGUACAGUACACAGUAAAACCGAAAUAACGUUCCUCCAGGACCAUGGUGCUACAUGAAACAACACAAAACUACACUAGACUACCUGAAGCAACACAAAACUACAUUAGACUUCAGACCUACAUGGGACUACAUAAAGCGCACAAAACAGUGCUAGACAGUACAAUAAUUAACAAACAAGACAAUAGACACAGUGAAAUGGUAGAAAAGAUUUUGUCAUUCCCAAAUUGAUACGAACAGAAAUACCAUUUAGAAAUCAACAAAGAGGUGUUGUCAUCUCUUCUGAGAACAAUUGGAAGUCCCCUGAAGUAUGGAAGCAAUCAAAUGUAUGGUGAAAAUUCACUGAUAUUCUUAAAACUCAUUUAAAAACAUAAGCUUGGUUCAUGAAUAUAUAUUUACACUAUUUGGCAGCAUAGUGGCACACCCUGCACAGCUUCUGCAGUCUUGACUUAAACCUGAGUCCUCUACCUUCCCUCCCCCCCAUCCUGUCCAUGUGGAGUUUGCACAUUCACUCUACCCAUUGAUGUUCUGGAUUCAUCGCAUGUCAAAUGCAUGCACAUGGAAAGUUUAAAAGGCUACUGUAAAUUGCCCCUUGUGUACAAGGGAUGGAAAUGUGUGGGGAAUAAGUUACAGGAAAAUUAGUGAGGGAAUAUGAUUGAUUUGUGAAGUGGCAUUCUCAAUACAGAAAUUAUUUUUAACCUAUCUCUAUUGUGAAUAAAGUUACAAGUGACAGCAAAAUAAUACUUCUGAUUAUGACUGGAGAUCUAUUAAGAUCUCCUCUUCUGAAUGGUGGUUGGUCCAUGACAUCCUUGUGUACUCACUCCCAAAGCCUACAAAACAUCCAGCUGAUGUCAAUAGUGAGUUGGAUCCACAAAUUCUAUGCAAUAUAACUAAUUCCCCUAUCCUUGAAGAUAACAAACCUGUAAGAUUGUCUUGAUGACCUGGAUCUUGCAUUUGGUAGGUGCUAUGGGAGUAGUCAAGGCUGGUGACAUUUGCACUAAAGCAUUUUGUAGAUGGCAGAUACCACAGUCAUAUUGUGCCAUUGUGAUAUUCAGAUUUUUGAGUGGUGUUGGAGCUGUACCUAUCCAGGUAAUGAAGAGUAUUCCAUUCAUACUUCUGGCUUGUCUUUUUUAAUUAUAUAAAUCUAAGAUUUCAAUUUAGUCUCAGGUUGAUUUAGUGCACAUGAAUGCUGCUAAAAUGCUGUUAAUGAGCCAUUCUGUUCAAAUUAAGUGCAUACUCCAAGAGUGCCACUGAAUCCAUUCUGUAGCAAAACAUCCUUCAGGCCUUAUGAUCAGUAAUAAGUUGAAAAGACCACGUGCCUUCUUAAAAACAAUGUCUCACGAGCAGAUGAUAUCCCUGCUGAAGUUCUAGGAUCUUCACUUAUAAAAUCACAACCUCAUCUUGGAAAGAGGAAGCAUCAACCACUAUGCAUGGAUUUCUCUGAUCUUACAAGUCUUUGAAUUAAUCCAUUUAUAGUCUCAAAUUUGGCUGCUCCUGUAAAUUAAUCUGCAACGUGUGUCUUUUGUGAUCUUAACUAAUAGAUCCAAGCUCAGUACAGACUGAUGACACAGCACCCCAACACUUUUCCCAAUCUUUUUCCUCA